Hevea brasiliensis (rubber tree) is the source of this 1734-nucleotide messenger RNA. Its product is annotated as ankyrin repeat-containing protein BDA1-like. NCBI's taxonomy places the organism in Eukaryota, Viridiplantae, Streptophyta, Magnoliopsida, Malpighiales, Euphorbiaceae. The record is from RefSeq and is a predicted model, not a curated record. Gene Ontology annotation, molecular function: protein binding. The coding region runs from base 458 to 1243 and encodes 261 amino acids. The transcript is spliced from 2 exons.
AUAUAUAUAUAUAAACCAAAUCCGUUCAAUGAAGAUGAGCUAUGUUGAUUUUGAGUUAAUGAGUCUUAACAACAUAAGGAAUGAAGCCAAAGGAUUAGCCAUUUAGCCUCAUAUGUUGAUUGUUGAGUUGAUCCGCCAUCUCUCCAACAUAAUAGAUUUCCUAUUGCUUUGGCCUACCUCUUCUAAUGGUUGAAGGUGCACACAUUCAGGUUCAUUCGGGCAAAAUAUCGAAUAGCUUGGAGACAACCCGACGGCGUCACUGGAACAUAUUAGCCACAUGUGAAGUGAAUGACUACUUCAAAUCAAAUCUAUUUUGAUCCGACGAUGAUUUAAACUGUAUUUCACCAAUUUUAUGGAGGAAAUUGCAGGAAAUUUGCUUAAGAAUAUCAUCUAGAUGAUCCAUGGAGACAACUGCAGAAAAUUCUAGAAAACAGAAGGCUGCGAAAGAGAGUUGGUGAUGAAUGCUCAACACAUGGGUCAGAGGUUGAAGGAGGCUGCUCAGACAGGAGAUAUCGACGUGUUGUAUGGUCUAACCCGGGAGGACGCAUUCGUCUUGGAACGCGUAAAUGAGGUACCUUUCGUUGAUUCUCCAUUACAUAUAGCUGCAUCAGCAGGGCACAUUGAAUUUGCGAUGGAGAUGGUGAACAUGAAGGCAUCGUUUGCUAGGAAGCUAAACCCAGAUGACUUUAGCCCCAUGCAUCUGGCUUUGCAACAUGACAAAACCCAGAUGGUGCUCUGGCUCCUAUAUGUGGAUGAAGGUCUUGUCCGAGUCAAAGGAAGAGGAGGUAUGACACCUUUGCAUUAUGCAACAGAACAAGGGAAGACACCAAUUUUGGAAGAAUUCUUUGAAGCUUGCCCUGAAUCCAUUAAAGAUGUGACUUUUCAAGGCGACACUGCGUUGCACACUGCAGUAAAGAACCAUCAGGUAGAAGCUUUUCAGUUGCUAAUGGGAUGGCUUCAAAGGUCUGUCUUUGUAGAUGCUGCGUUUUGGGAAAGAGAACUCCUGAAUUGGAAGAACAAGGAAGGGAACACUGUAUUACACAUUGCUGCUUCAAGCAAUCAAAGACAGAUAGUAAAGCAUCUGAUUGAGGCAUUUGUUUAUACCAACAUAAAGAAUUCGAAUGGUUUGACGGCUAUAGAUAUCCUACAAGGCCAAGCACAAUUCAGCAACAAAGAGUUAAAUAAAUGCAGCGCCUUCCCCCUUGCGGAUUCCUCACAGGUACCGGCCGAGCUGGGAACUUGAAGAGAAAGAUCUUCUGUUAUGCAUGGACAAUACGCUCAGCUCGUUUGCAAAUGAAUACACCCACUGAAAGACGCAAUGCACUACUCGUAGUUGACGCUCUAAUAGCAACAAUCACGUAUCAGGCAGCAUUGAGUCCACCUGGUGGUGUUUGGACUGCAGACGUCAAUUCCCAUCUCCCAAAUUUUCUUCGUGCUGAUAUCUCUGCUACUAACACCACUCUCAGGGAUACAAAUCCAUUGCGCUAUGUGGGUUCGAGUGUUAUGGGCACGCAUAGCUUUUCGCUAUUCUGGUUUGCAAACACUGCUGUGUUUCUGGUAACAAUCAUACGAAUGAGAGCUGGGGUGUCAAGGGACCAUUUGUGGAUGUUAUUUCCACGAUCGCUGUUGCUUCCACGAUUUGAAUUGUGGUUGUUUGCUUGCUACUCGUUUUCAAUGUCAAUCAUAUCACGAAGUAAAGCUUAGUCCUAGUUUAAUCUGGUUUUGUUUUUCUUA